GUUAGAAAAUGGUGAGGGUGUGUUUUCCCAUGCAGCAUUUACAAUUUAGCCACAUCCGAUCCAAAAAGUGAUGGCAGUCUGAUCAUUAAUUGUAUUUGUUUUAAAUAUUGUACGUUGCAGAGAAAUAUUUAAGAUUUGAGACCAAGAAGGUUUGAUAAUAAAGGAAAAAAAGUGAUUUUCCCUCCUCUUGGAAACGUCAGCUGUCUCUAUCUCUGCUUCUUUGUACUGAAAUACAAUAAGGGAAGAACGCCGCACUGUACCUUGAAGAUGGAACCUGAUAGAAAUAUUUUGAAAUAACCCUGAUCGAGUUAGAGCAGAUCAUUUUCAUGUAACACUUUUGUAAUGAUAAUACCCAAAGCUUAAGUAAUAAAGGAAGGAGCGAAAUCUGCCUCUUGUCAGCUUUUACGAUGAGGAGCACUUGCAUGAUUAGAUGUCUUGGGAUCGAUGCAGCCUCUUCUCCCAAUCAUUAAGACUGCUCUUAACAGAUUACAGCCCCCUCCCAAACACACACAGUUUGUUCUCUUCCUGCUCCUCCUUCUGUCUCCCAUACUCUUUCUUUCAGCAGAUAGAACAGAAUACUUUCUCUUUGGCACUUCUUAAGCUUAUUUCAUCCUUUUUAGGGCUUUUUUACACCCUAAGCAACAGAUCACUUCUUAAGGUUUAGGUAGAUUUUCUUCACCUGAGCUCCACUGAUGACCAGAUGACCAGACAUCGGAAUGAAAAAGACUGAACCGAAAUUCAAGUGGUGGUGGUGAAGUGCUGACAAAGAUGGACCUGCUGACAAUCUUCUGUCACCUCCUGCUUUUAUGUUUUGAUCCAUCUGCAGCUACAAGCCUCAUUACAGCGGACAUAUUCGAAGCCAGAGGUCAACGUGUGUGCAAGGCGGGAAAUGGGAGGCCGUGUUACAAGCUGGCCUAUUACUCUGAGCUCCGGCGGAGGCUCAACUUUGUGGAGGCAGAGCUCGCAUGCAGACGGGACGGAGGGCAGCUGCUGAGCGUGGAGUCGGCUUCUGAGCAGAAGAUCAUAGAGCAGCUCAUCACAGAGCUCCGCCCAACUGAUGGAGACUUCUGGAUCGGUCUCCGACGUAACCAUGGAGAGGCGGACAGCCGCUUGGCCUGCCUCUCUGAGUACUACUGGCUGGACGGCAGCAAGUCCACAUUUAGGAACUGGCAUUGGGAUGAGCCAUCAUGCGGCUAUGAGGUGUGUGUGGUGAUGUAUCACCAACCGUCUGCUUCGGACGAUCAGAAGGAGCAGCUAUAUAUGUUCCAGUGGAACGACGAUAAUUGUGAAACCAAGAACAACUUCAUCUGCAAAUACACUGCAGAGAAGCCACUGGAACCUUCCCCUUCUCCCAACUCCACUCAAACAAAUGUGUUUCCUUCAUCUGUGCUGCCGUGGAAUCCAAGUGACCAAAACCAGGGCAGCAGUACAGCUCUGAAUUUGGUUUACGUCAUCAUCCCCACGAUUCCUCUGAUACUGCUGUUACUGACAGUGAUUGGAGUCUGCUGCUUCAAACUGCUUGUCAGACGAAGGAGGAAACCGCAGAAAUCAGAAGUAUGCCAGACAGACCCGGGCCUCUGCCCCAGCCCGGCUCCAACUGACGUCUACAACGUCAUUCGCUCCCAGAAGGAGGAUGACCUGGUUUCAGCUCGCCCACACACUAAAAACACCUCGUUUUUAUGCUCCUCCCCUGACACCCCGACAGGUGACUACGACAACCUGGGAGGUCGGGACACAGAGAGCGGCUUUGUGACGCUGGCCAGCACAGAGAGCUGCUUCCUCAACUUUGAGCUCAAUGACCUCAGCCUUGGGCGUCGUGCCACCCGAGACUUCUAUGACACCAGCUUGGGCCGUCCAGGAAAAAGGGACUUAAAUGACAGAAGUCUGGGCUCCACUGGGCACAGAGAGUUUUAUGACAGGAGUCUGGGUCGUCGUACGACAAAGAGUGAGCAUUACGGCAGCAGUGUGUAUGCUGAUCAUGGGUUGUAUAAUGGCAGUAUCAGAGGAGGGAGUGACCUCUAUGAUUCCAAACUGAGGCCUGGAAGUCAUACAGUAAAGGCUGACCUCUAUCAGACAUACAUCACCAAUGGCAAGGAAGACACUUACCAAUCCAGCAUUGGAACCUAUGGAAACCGAAAGUCCUACCAAGCAAAUCUGGAUUGCUACAGAAAUGGCCUGAAUUUUGAUGUCGGAAAGAGAUACUUCAAUGAACAAGAAUGGAUCAACAGAGAAAACUAUUGAACCUCUGAAAAGCUCCUUUAUUGUUUGUGUAGCAGUGUAUGUGUGAUUGUAAAAACAGUGCACGUACAGUACCUGGUUGUAAUUGUUAGUAGGCUGUGUUUCUAAAUCCCUUAAUGGGAUAUAAAUCAGGUAAAGAAUUGCUGAAAUCAUAUUUUGUUGCAUACCCCACAGUUCAACCUGCAGCCUAGACCAGUGUGCCAAUUAGUUUGUGGUAAUCAAACAAAGAUUUGUUUAGAAAAAUGAAUUGAGAAUUAAUUAAAGGAUCAUCUUACCCAAAUUACAGUAAAACAUUUUCUCACUUAUCUGUAGUCAUGUUUAGCCAUUUAAGUAUUUUAGGUUUGAUUUGUUCAAGUUUUGUAACAUCUGUCCUGAGCUUUCUGACUAAACCCCAAUUUAACGGAGGUGAAUGAACUUUUGUUUGUGGUGCCCACAGCAUUGGAUAAAUACAUUUGAACAUUUUAAAUAGUCCAACAGCAUCAUCUUUCCUUAAACGGUGUCCAGGUCAUUCACUGUUGUGCUAUGAGCAAUUAAAGUGCAUUAACCUUUACUAUAUAAGGGUGGUGAACCAAGAUUUUGAAGUUGACUUGAGAUCGUUUACAGGUCUAAGGGAGUGCUACCACCUAUGUGAAA
Messenger RNA from Etheostoma cragini (Arkansas darter), 2871 nucleotides. It is a transcript of the gene layna, whose product is annotated as layilin a. The transcript has 8 exons. Gene Ontology annotation, molecular function: hyaluronic acid binding. Lineage: Eukaryota; Metazoa; Chordata; Actinopteri; Perciformes; Percidae. Bases 769 to 2241 code for a protein of 490 amino acids. The record is from RefSeq and is a predicted model, not a curated record.